Molecule: messenger RNA, 1671 nt
Organism: Aspergillus luchuensis
Lineage: Eukaryota; Fungi; Ascomycota; Eurotiomycetes; Eurotiales; Aspergillaceae
Product: putative general amidase
Exons: 2
Coding region: 1-1671 (556 amino acids)
Source: RefSeq, a predicted model, not a curated record
AUGUCUGACUAUCAGUCCAUUGCAGCUCGCAAGCAGCAGCAUUUGGAAUCCCUCAUUCCCCCGGAAUGGCGUCUCGCCGCUUCACAAAUCCCCGCGGGGAUGCUCUCCGUCGCCAACUCCGUCACCAACCCUUCCUACAGCGAGAGCAUCAAUGUCGUUGACAUCCCGCGAACUUGCGGACUACUCACUCCUCAUGAGCUGCACAUCACCGAAGACUACGACAUCCGAUCCCUCCUGACAGAACUCCAUUCCAAACGCCUCACCGCGGAAGAAGUCACCCGCGCGUUCUGCAAGCGCGCCGCCAUCGCCCAACAACUCUCUCGCUGCCUCUCCGAACCUCUCUUCACCCAAGCCCUCGCCCGCGCCCGCACCCUCGACACCCACCUCCGCACCACCAACACCCCCAUCGGCCCACUCCACGGCCUCCCCAUCUCCGUCAAAGACACCUUCCACAUCACCGGCGUCGACGCAACCAACGGUCUCGCCGCCCUCGCCUUCCACCCCUCCACCAAAGACGCCGACCUCGUCACCCUCCUCCAAUCCCUCGGCGCCAUCAUCAUCACCAAGACCAACGUCCCCCAAACCGUCUCCACCCUUGACACCGCAAACCACCUCUUCGGCCGCACCCUGAACCCCCUCAACCGCCGCCUAACCGUCGGCGGCAGCACCGGCGGCGAAGCCGCCCUCCUAGCCCUCCGCGGCACCACCCUCAGCUUCGGCACCGACAUCGGCGGCAGCGUACGCAUCCCACCCAUGUGCGUGGGCAAAUAUGGCUUCAAGCCCAGUCACGGCCGACUCCCAUACGGCGGCCAGCAAGAGGCGGGUCAUCUGCCAGCGAAGAACCGCAUCGCAUUGCAGCCUGUGGCUGGAGUGAUGGGCCACUCCGUCGAAGACAUAGGGUUAGCAUUGGCGGAGAUCGUGCCCAGGGCAGAACUGUUCGGAGAGGACUGUAUACCGGGGAACUGGGGUCCUUCAUCAUCAUUAUCCCUAUCGCCAGCCAAGCAGAAACAGAAACUAACCAUCGGCAUCCUCCGCACCGACGGCCUCGUCGAACCCCUUCCUCCCGUCCGCAACAUCGUCAACGAAGUCGCUACCAUCCUGCACCAUCAUGACAUCGACCUCAUCGACCUCCCCACCCCACCCGCCCUCCGCAAAUGCCAAACCAUCGCCAACAAACUCAUGGGCAUCGACGGCGGUAACCUCAUGCACGACCUCCUCGAACAGACCAACGAGCCCCUGAUCCCCUGGCUCCAGGGCCGCUCGAAGCGCCGCAACCCCCUCACCGUACCGGAACUAUGUGAGCUGCAGCAUCAACGCGCACAGGUCCAGCGUGAGAUGAUGACCAUGUGGACGUAUCCCUGCCCCACUGCAGAAAACCAAGGAAACGAGAGGACAAAGAGGAGAAUAGACGCAAUCAUCCACCCCGUCGCACCGCACCCCGUCCCUGAACACGACAAGUAUAAUGCAGUCGGGUAUACCUCGUCCUGGGUACUGCUGGAUUACCCGGCGGGUGUGGUGCCGGUGCGGAAGGUGAAGAUGGAGGAUUUGGAGGUGGGGAGGGAGAUGAAGGAUCCGGUGAGGGGGAGCUGGGAUGCGAAGAAUAGGGAGUUGUGUAUGUUGUCCCCCAUACCUUUCUCAUUUUUCUUGUUUAUUGAGAUGAUGUUUGCUUGA